AUGAGCGCUCCAAAAAUUGAAGACGAUGAUGUCGAUUUCGAGACGGAUGAAGAGGAAGAAGUUUCAGAGUACGAAGAAGUAGAAUAUGAAUACGAAGAAGAGGAGGAGGAAGAGGAAGAUGAUGAUGAUGCCAAAGAGGAUGGUGUCAAAACUGUCACCGUUAAACUGCAAUCAAACAACAUUGCCACCCCAGCCACUACCGUUGCUACAACCGCCACAGCUACUACAACCAUUACUGCCACUACCGCUACUACAAACAGCCGCCUCAACAAUGCUACAACAGACGUUAGUAGCAGCAGUAACAACAUCAGCUGCAUCAGUGGUGACACCAGCAAGAUAGUCGAUAAGAAGGGCAGUGCUACUAGCAUCGUCGAGGACAUCUUGAAAAGAGACAUCAAACCUGGUGAGAUAAAGAAUGAAAUCAGUCUUGGAGUUGAAACGAAAGUAGGCGCUGUAGAAACCGAAAUGAAAACAUCAAAGCCACCAGAACCUGAGCUUUUUUUAAAAAAUGAAAGUGACGCCAAAUUUAAAGAACCGCUGCCAGCAAUUAAUAAAACUAUAAAAUCUGAAUCAAAAAUAGAACUUCACGAGAGCAAACUUGAUUCCAAACUUUUGAAAAGUUCUGUGGAAACUGGCGCGAAAUCAUCAGGUAACAUCACAAACGACAUUAAGAUUAAUAACGCAGAGAAAGAAGAUGACGAAGUCGAAGAAAUUUUGAAAUCGACGGUGCCAGGUCUGCCAUCGGAAAAAGAUGAAGCGAGAAUCAAAACUUCCAUAAAGAAAAAAAUCGCUGACGCAAAUUUUAAGGAAAAAAAUGAUGAAAAAAUUAAUAUGGAAGAAAAAUUAUCAAAUUUAAAAUUUGUCGGCGAGGCGAUUGAUUCAAAAAAAAUUGAAGCUGUCGGAACAAAAGUUGAUGAAAAGGAUAAAAAAGAAACUCAGAAAACCGAAGAAAGCGAACAAAAAGUUCAACAACAAAUUCAGAUAUCAGAAAAAAUUGAACAAAAAGUUAGAAAAGAGACUAAGUUAUUUGAAGAAAAAGAAGCCAUUGUGGAAAAAUCAGUGUCCAAUGAAGCUUCGAAAGAAUUGACAGUUGUUUCACAGGUUGAUCCACAAACGUCUAGCAAUAAAGAACUGAAUAACACCGCAGUUCCAGAUGACUCUACUAAAGUUGACAACGAACUUUUCAAUAUAACAACAAAAUCAGUUUCUGAACCGAUAAAACCCAUUGAGAAAGAAAAAGAACCGGAAAAAAUAGCAAAGUUAGAACAAGAAGAGAAACCGUUGAACACGAAAUUGGCCGAUCUGCAGAAUGAAUUUCAAAGAUUCAAAAGCAAGUCGCCUGUUUCAGAUUCUGAAAAGAAGGAACAAGCUGGAAGAAUCGAGCAGACGAGAAAUUAUUUGAAAGCAUUAACGCCUUCUGAAGACGACAUACCAACGGUGGAGAAAGAGCAGAGACCAAAAUUUGAAAUCACCCAGCGAGAUGACGCAACAACAAAAAAUUCCAUUGCAAAAAUAGAUUCAGAAAGUGUGGAAUGGGAAGCAAAAACUGUAAUUACAGAUUUGGAAAAUGAGGAUUCAGAUUUUACGUACAGGAGAAAAUCUAUGGACGAUUUUAUUAAAAAAAUAUUAGCUGAGGCUCGUGAAGAGAAAGAAAAAGAGAACGAAAACAAGGAAAGAUCCAAAAAGCCUCCCAUAGCAAGCAAGGAAAAGAAGACGACAACGACAAUUGAAAAGAAGAAAGAAGUUCUUGAAACAGAAGAUGUUAGUGUCAAAGCAAGCAAAGAAGUCAAAUCGAAAGCAUUGAAUGAAGGGAAGAAAUCGAAAAACACUGACGCCAAACAGCUUGACGUUGAUAAAGAGUUGGAAGAAAUCAACAAUUAUUUUUCAAAAAAGCAGGAAAAUUCAAGCGUUAAGGCUUCAGAUAAAGUGGCAACGCUGAACGAAGAAGAUAGAAAAGUACCACCCAAGAAGAAAUUGGAGCGCCAAAAAAUUGACAAAGAUCCGAAAGAGAAUGGUUUCGCGAACGGAAGCAUAACCGAUGAGGAUAUAGAAAGACUGUUGACAGGCAAAAAUAGAAUAAAAACAUUUACGAACGAUUACGAUUUGCAAGAUGUUACGAACGUUAAAAAACCAUCUAUCGAAUCGCACAAGAAAGUGAAACAAACUCAAAAAGACACCACCAGCCAGCAGAACGGACACGACCAUGAUGAUGAGACGGCCAGUUUCGGAGACUACCUCAGCAAAUUCAAGCGCGACAGACAAGCCCUGUUCGGUGGUGAAAGAAGACUCGACCCCGAGCCGGUGCGGACAGCAGAAACUGAGGAACUAAUCAGGGAUCGAACUCGCAAUAUUCGUUCUGUCAUCGAUCAACAAUCGGAUAUCUGCGAGAACGUGAAAUCAGUUUCAAAACAGUUGGAAGAACUUGAAAGAGAACUACGAGAAGUUCGACAAAUUUCGUUGGAACGGCGAGGCAGACUGGACGCUUUGGAGAAUGCAGUGAAUGCCGAGUACAAAAUGUUUGAGAUCGAACACAACGCCGCUAACGAGAGGACAAAAAAUAAAAAACCGAUCGAGAAAUUUACUCAAGAAGUGAAAGACCAGAUGAUCAGCAGCAUUCAAAGUGCGAAAAAUAAAAAAGGAUAUCGCGGAGAAGCAUUUGAUGACCUUUCGAAGAGAAGAGUGGCCAGUAUAUCGAGUCAAUCUGGACUGAUUGACGAACAGGACAGUUUCUUCUCUCUCUCUCCCUACCAAUCCUACGCAGCGCCCACCAGCAGAGGGAGGGGGUCCAGCAGUGACAGGGACUACUUACUGGGAUCCAUGACGUUCGAUCGCCGGAGAGACAGCAGUAGUGGGAAUGCCAACAGGAAUAGAUUAAGUAUCACGGACAACGAUUUCGAAUCCAACGACUCCACACAUGGACUGCUGACUUCUGGAAGUAGCAGCAGUAGCCUCCUGGGACAGAUGAAGCCGAGAAGCAGAGCGAGUGUGGCGACGAUGGACACGUCAACUAGUAUCUCUGCUGACGACUUUUUAGCAAAGAUACGCAACAAAUAUUCGUUUCUCAACCCGAGCUCAGCUGCAGACGAUCGACAAACCACAACUGCGACCAAUAAAAGUUCAACUUCCAACUCUAGUUACCGUAAUUCAUAUGCGUCCAACAAUGGAUACGAACCAUCGUCGUCGUCUUCAUCAUCUUCGUUUUUAUACUCAAGUUACAAAGGCACGACAAAGGGUGCCGGCUCAAAUACGUCGGAUAUCUCAAGCAUACUCGGCAAAUAUUCAAGCGGUAAAUACUCGAAUCCCGGGUCCGGAAGUUACGAUAAUUACGGCAACAAGUCAAAAAGAGCUCUCUCGGUAUCCGAUAUAAGAUCCGGGGGCGUUGGUGGUAGUAGUAGCAUCCACUACGAUCGCAACUUGGGAGGCUACACGACGACACCGAGUUCCGCUUCAACCAAUUACCGAUCAGGUUCCGGCUUGACCAGACUUUCCGUUGAUAUCGGUUCUUCAACAGGAUCUAACUAUCGCAUCGGAAGUAGCAGCAACAGCAACCCAAGCAGCGGUGGUGAAUUUAAAAGCAGAUUCCUCGAUAAAGUUCGCGAGAAGAAGUCAGCUGCAAUGGAACAUUCGCCAGGCACCUCCAUGCUGGCCGACCGGGUGAGAGCGAGGAUCAGCAGCGCAUCCCAAGACCUGCCGUCGCCACCAUCCAGAACGAAGCCACCACCGCAGCCACAGACGGAUUCAAGUGGCUCAGUUGCCAAACAGCAGGAACAGCCAUCAUCGCCUGUGCUCGCUGAAGCUUGACUUGAAACGAAAAAUUAGAAAGAGCUUUUAAUUAAGUUAGCUAACUAUAUGUAGCAGAGUAACAUGAUAUUACGUUCUUGAGAUGUAUGUUCUUUCGUUUGUUUGUUCGUUUGUCGCCGUUCAUUUCUUUAUCUACUGCACGUUCGUUAAGAUUUUUAUAAUUGGAAUUAUUCAUUUGCAGAGAAGUUUUAAAAAUUUACGACUCAAUGCAUUGGAACAAAA
Messenger RNA from Helobdella robusta, 4023 nucleotides. RefSeq lists its product as hypothetical. The coding region runs from base 1 to 3801 and encodes 1266 amino acids. The record is from RefSeq and is a predicted model, not a curated record. The transcript has 2 exons. NCBI's taxonomy places the organism in Eukaryota, Metazoa, Annelida, Clitellata, Rhynchobdellida, Glossiphoniidae.